GAGAGUGGCAGCAAAGUUUUGGGAGGCUGCUGAAUUUUACAUUUAAACUACACAAAACCCGCUUAGAAUCAGCAAUUGGGACUUAAGUAGCCAGCAAUUGGAAUUUAGACAAAGGUUUCGUACUUGUGUUUAUUAUUAAGAAUUGAAGAAAGAUGGGAGGUGGUCACAAUGGACAUGGUGGUGACCCAAGUGAUAGAGGGCUGUUUUCCGAGCUUGCUGGGUAUGCUGCUGCUGGAGCAUUACGUCCACAUGGAUCAUAUCCACCACAAGGAUAUCCCCCUCCUGGAUAUCCUCAACAAGGCUAUCCACCUGCUGGAUAUCCUCCCCCAGCUAGCUAUCCAACCGCUGGAUAUCCUCCCGCAGCUAGCUAUCCACAGGCUGGAUAUCCUCCCCCAGCUAGCUAUCCACAGGCUGGAUAUCCUCCCCUGGGUGACUAUCACCAUGCUGGCUAUCCUCCUCCGGUUGGCUAUCUUCCAGCUGGAUAUCCUCCCCCUGGUGGCUACCCACCAGUUGGAUAUCCUCCCCCUGGUGGCUACCCACCAGUUGGAUAUCCUCCCCCUGGUGGCUACCCACCAGUUGGAUAUCCUCCCCCCGGUGGCUACCCACCAGCUGGAUAUCCUCCACCUGGAGGCUACCCUUCAACAGCUUACCCUCCUCACAGUGGAUAUCCUCCAGCAGCUUAUCAUGGGCAUAGAUAUGGCAUGGGUAGCACGGGUGCAAUUCUAGCUGGGGGGGCAGCGGCUGCAGCUGCUGCUUAUGGGGCUCAUCAUUUGGCACAUGGAUCCCAUCAUCUUGGACAUGGGUUUGGUCAUGGGAAGUUCAAGCACGGAAAGUUUAAGCAUGGGAAGUUUGGCAUGUUUGGAAAGCACAAAGGCAAGUUUUUUGGCAGGAAGUGGAAGUAACUCCUAUCUUUGUAGCCUAUUUAUCCCAUCUUUUUAUUGUUGGCUAGCACCAAACCAGUUUGUUCCUUCUGUAACUUCUAACAUCGCACUAUAUGAAUCUUAUUUUACCUGGCACAGUAGUAUAUUUCUUCAUAUUCUGUUGUGUAUAUGAAUGACUGAAUUACCAGGCUAUUCUUAUUUUAUUUGUUUGAUAGAAGUAGCCUUAACUAUAAGAAAAUAGCUCAUUCAUU
Molecule: messenger RNA, 1132 nt
Organism: Rubroshorea leprosula
Lineage: Eukaryota; Viridiplantae; Streptophyta; Magnoliopsida; Malvales; Dipterocarpaceae
Source: the annotation of a GenBank genome assembly